Sclerotinia trifoliorum is the source of this 1044-nucleotide messenger RNA. Lineage: Eukaryota; Fungi; Ascomycota; Leotiomycetes; Helotiales; Sclerotiniaceae. The record is from the annotation of a GenBank genome assembly.
AAUAUUGUGCUUGAGUAGAAGAAAUUUUGUAGAAAGUCGGAAUUAAUGUUGUAAAUAGAGUAUUUGAGGAAUAGAACUCUCUUAUCUCCUAUAAAUCUCCCUUCCAAAUACAAAAAUUACACAUUCUCCCUCAAACCCUCAAUUUUGACAUCCCACCACCUUACAGUCUCCCGUAAAAUUUCUCACCACCUGUCAAUAUCAAGCUACCAUCACUAUCAGCUAUCAAGCAAUAAAUACAUCAACAUCCCAAUCCACCACUUCCAUCCUCCAAACCCUCCUUUCCCUUCCCCAAAAAUGACCAAACUACUCUUCUCCUUCCUCCUCCUCAUAAUAGGAGUAUCCGCACAAUUCCAAUUCUUCGAACAAAUGUUCAACAACGGCGGCCAACAGCAACAUCAUCAUCACCAGCAACCACAAGACGUACCCAGCGAUUCACAAUGGUAUCAAGAUAAUUAUGAUCGAGGUGAAUAUUUCAUUUCCUCUAUAACUCUCUCCACUCCCUCCACCCCAAAAGUAAACACUCUCCAUAACAAGAAAAGAAUACAACUAACACAACCCCCUUCCCCAAAAUAGCACACUGCUCCAGCUACCUCUGUCCAGGAACCCUCUCCUGCGUCUCAGUUCCCCACCAUUGUCCCUGCGCCCACCCAAUUUACGAAGAGAAAUUUGAGUUGGCAGAUGGGAAUGCGAUUUGUAUAUCCAAGGGGGGAUUUAAAGCAGGGGAGGCGGCGAGGAAAGUUGAGUUGGCUAGGAAGGGGUUGAUUUGAUUUGAUUUUAGAGGGGAGGGUUUUUGAUAUGCUGGGAUUGUUAGAGAACAAGCAAGCAAGCAAUGGAGUUAAUUUGUGGGAUUUUUGAGCGCAGAGAAGUGGAUGAGAUGGGAAAGAGGAGUGUAGUAUGGAGAUGAGCGGGAAGGAAACCUGGGAGUUGGUGAAUGAGGAUGAAGAUGAGGAUUAAAUGUAGAUGGGCAUGUAGGAGAUCAAGAUUUUGGAAGAAUGUCAAAUCCAACAGUCUAUUUGAAACAAAAGAAUAUUACCACAUACAUCA